UAUAGGUAUACAAAAUAUAUAUAAAACUAUAGCGAACUUACAUUUCAGAGGAGGAACAAAUCUUCAAGAAAUUUGUAAUAUGCCACAAAUGUUGUCCAUUAUAAAAAUAAUUUUUAUUAAUUCUCAAGAUUUACCAAGUUGCUGUGUUAUUAAUGCUAUAUCAAUUUUAUCGCAUUUUUUAUCAUGUCCUUCUGUGGAAUUAAGUAGUAAAUUAUACAACACGAGUAUGUCCAUUUCAGAGGAAAUUUGUAAAAGUGUCACAGGAAAAUGUAUUAUUGAUUCUUACGUGGUUGACAUUUCAUCAAAUCUUUCUUGUGGCUUAUUAAGACUUUAUUCCACUAUAGCAAGUCGAAUAUUACUAAACGAACAUUUACAAAAACAUAAAAAAGUAGCUAAAUCGUUAAAAAAUAUUGCUUGGUUUAUGAUUAAACAUAUAAUAUUACCAUUUGUUUUAAAAAACAUGAAUGUAAGUUUGCACUACAAGAGCUGUCGGAAAGGAAUUAAAAGUUUGUUAAGUCCAUUUAGAGAAAGUUUACCUCUAGAUGUCCUCCAAAACAUAGCUAAUUAUUAUGCCGCAUCAAAGAUUAUCAGCAUUUUAUUUGAAUCAAUUGAAUAUAAACAAAUUGGAAUUUUAUCUGAAGAGUUGUUAUUUGAAAUGAUGUUCCAUCUUUCAUCAGCAUAUCUUAAAAUCGAUUCUCAUUGGCCCGGUGGUAUAGAUAUGUUUCGGAAUCAAUUGGUUUGGAGCUUUAAAGAUUUUCCUAGAACAUCAAAAGAUAUUUGUUUAAUUUUAACAAAUAGUAAAAAUACUGAUAUAAAACAAUCUAUAAUCAUUUUCAUAUAUUUCUAUCUUUUAACUUAUUCCAACAUUGAAAAUGAAUCAAUAUAUCUGGAACCUAUAUGCGUUUACUUAUGUUUAAUUCAGAAUGAAAUACCUACUCCUGUUAUAAAAGCAGUUCUUUUUAUUAUUUCUAUUUCUUUUGUUUCCCAUAAUGCUGUAAAUGCAGUAUCUGGGUUAACUAUUGCUACAAAAAAAUUAGUUGCACUUAUUAACACUCAAAUGUUUGAUUUGAUUUUUACCUAUCAUCCAGCUAUUUUAUAUUUUUUAUUCGCUACAAGUAUAAUACCAGACAAAAUCCAAUCGCAAUUAAUUAAACAAUGGAUUCUGAAUUUAGAUGAUAUUAGUUUUAUUGAAUUGGAAAAAUUUUGCUUGAAAAAUGACAAAGCAAAAUUAUGUUUAUUGAACGUGCUUAUAAAUGAUACAACUAUCGAUAGUAAUAAAUUGCAUCUAGGAUUCGACGUUAUUAAAAAAAUUAUAGCUAUUGAAAAUAAUUUGAAUGAACAUAAAACAUUAUUAAUUAUUUGGGAAAUUUUACCAAUAAAUUUAGGUUUAUUCUGUUGUACUGAAAAUCCUAAAGCAAUAGGAGCAACAAAUUUAAAGUUAUUAUUAAAUUUAACCGAAUCGUGCUCUUUCGAUGGGCUCAAUAUUUGCAUAAAUGAACACCGAAAUUUAGUUUAUACCAUGUCUUCAAUUGUAAAAAGUUAUCAAUCUAAUUUUCCUGAACGGUAUUCUCUACUAUCAUCUCUCCUGCAGCAUAUAUUAACUCUGAUUCAGUUAUCUAAUAAUGAUGUUGUAAAUACAAUUAAAAAACAUAAUGACUUUCUAUGUGUACUCCAAAAGCUAUGUUUAUCUGAAAAUAAUGAAGUUUGUUUUCUUACGUAUAAUACGAUAAUAAAAUUAUGCCAAAUUGAAAAAGAAGGAAUUAAAAAUGAAUACACUAUUUUAAAUUCGAUGACAAUAAAUUGCAACUACAUUUUAGACGCAAUGUCUAGGAAGUGUCAAAAUUGUAUAAUAUCGUCUAUUACAUUAUUUCAAAUUAUAAUACACUACUAUGAAAAAUGUAUUAAUGAUACAGUUGAAUUUAAUGAUAUACUAACUGUAGAAUGUUUUAGAUCUGUUUUUAUACAACUAAAAACAUUAAUAUCUCAAGGACUGGAUUGGGUAUCAGAUCAUGCUUGGGAGUGCAUUACUAUAAUUUUAUCAACAUCACUUUUAAAAGAUCUAAAGAAUAUACCAGAUCUUCAGUAUGAAUUAGCUACCGAUCCUUGGCUCAAUUUUUUACUCACAAAUUAUAAAUUCUAUAACAAAAAAUGUUUGAAGUUUUUACAUUUUUGGUUUGAUAAUUUUGUAUUGACUACGGAAGAAAGUUUCUCAAUAUGUGGAAAAGAACCUUUAUGUCCUAGUAUUUUUGAUAAAACUAUAAUUCAUAUUUUAUCAACAAUAGUUAAUCAAACUUAUAAAAGCAGUGAAUUGGUAAUGGAAGCAAAAAGUAUUAUAAAUCUGAUUUUAAAAAGUAAAUUUGUAAUACCUAAUGGACUAGAAUUUCAAAUACAACAUUUUUUAAAUCAGCAACAAUAA
Molecule: messenger RNA, 2416 nt
Organism: Sipha flava (yellow sugarcane aphid)
Lineage: Eukaryota; Metazoa; Arthropoda; Insecta; Hemiptera; Aphididae
Exons: 14
Coding region: 80-2416 (778 amino acids)
Source: RefSeq, a predicted model, not a curated record